This is a messenger RNA of Helianthus annuus (common sunflower), 390 nucleotides long. RefSeq lists its product as uncharacterized. The transcript has a single exon. NCBI's taxonomy places the organism in Eukaryota, Viridiplantae, Streptophyta, Magnoliopsida, Asterales, Asteraceae. The record is from RefSeq and is a predicted model, not a curated record. The coding region runs from base 1 to 390 and encodes 129 amino acids.
AUGACAACUCUUACAUCUGACAAAGUGAUAACGUUUGAUAGCGAUGACCGGGAUAGCAUUCAGGAUCCUCCUCGCGAUGGUUUGGUAAUCACUUUAUAUAUUGCUAAUUAUUUUGUUCGCAGGAUACUGGUGGACAACGGUAGCUCGGUCAACAUUAUCCAGCUGGAGACGCUGAAGAGAAUGAACAUCCCCCAGAUGGAGAUCACUUCAAAAUCCACUGUGCUUGUAGGGUUCAGUGGAGAGGCAAAGAAUACUGUGGGAGAAAUAACGCUGCCUGUAUAUGUUGAAGGAGUGAAUUCAAUACAACGAUUCUGUGUCAUGGAUUCACUGUCCUGUUACAAUACUAUAUUGGGCAGGCCGUGGAUUCACGAUAUGAAGGCUAUCCCAUGA